GGGAAACCAAUUUUUUGGGUUUAAAAUUAUAAUUAAAAUUAUUAACUAGAAAAAUAAAUAUUUCACUUUAUCCCUCAGUUCACUUCUGCACUUCGCCCCAUUCAUUCGUUCUUCGCUUGCCCUCAAAUCGAAUCUCACGCUAGGAUCAUUCUGGAUCGCUAGAUAAAGUGUUCCUUGAAUGGCAAAAGUAGCCACGCCAAGUGCCAUGCCUCCGAGCUCUCAUGGAGUUUCCUCAGGGCAUCUGAAAGGUGUUUCCGUAGCUAAAAGAAAGACACCAUCAGAACUUAGGGGAGAGCAGUUGAAGCGGGAAAGUGUUGUGGACCUCACUGAUGAAUCUCAUUCCUCCGAUGGUUCCAUAAAUGCCACUGAGGCAGAUAAUAGACUUAAAAAACCAGGAUUGUUUAGGGCCCCUAGACGCACUGACACACGGCUUGAUGAAGUAUUUGCUGCUAAAAAGCCCAGGUUUAGAAUUGUAUCUGGAAAGGAAAAUGUAAAGGAAAUUUCAUCUUCGGAGCAAACUAAUAAUCUAAAGGUUCCUUCAGUAUUUUCCAUUUCAGCAGCUAAGAGACAGCAAGGAAGUUCAUGCUUGGAGAAAUGUGCUGCUUCAGGUGAGGUUACCAAAGAUGGUGCGUUGCAGGCUGGUGAAACCAAUGACAAGUGCAGCCAAGGAAAGUUUCUUAGUGUUGCUGAUCUUUCAUCAACUGUUGAUAGGUCUGCAGGGGCAGCAGCUAUUGACAUGGGAAAAGCAUUGAAAGGACUAGCCUCACUUAAACCACGUGUUGAUAGUGGAUUAGCUACCGAUUCAUCUGAAAGACUCAGAGAUUCAGCUCCAGCCAUUGCAGUAAAUUCCUUCUCUGAAUGUCAUAUACCCGGAAAGAAGGCUCCUUUGGAUCUUACUCUAAAAACCAGUAUGCGAAUAGUAUCACCUGCUUCUGUGAAUUGGAACGAAGAUAUGAGGGGUUCCCAAGGCUUUAAAGGUUUGCAUUCAUGGAUGUAUCCUCAAUCUGUUCUACCGCCUUCUCUCAUAUCUGUGUUGAGCUCAUCAACUUCAGAAGGAGAGUUGGAGUUCUUAAGGAAACGGCAAGUAGCUUGGGAAGAAUCCUUUCGGGACCUAUAUUACACGCUUCGGAAGAACAUCUGUGGCCUCUUUUAUGUUUGCACUUCACAGUUUGUGGUGAUGUUCACUGGUGGUGAUGGCUCUGGGCAAUCCAAAUGCUCGUGCAAUGCUUAUAUUUCUCAGUCAACCAGAGGAUUCAGAUCAUUGUUAAGAGAGCAUGAUCUUUGUUUCUCUAUGCCUCUUUGCCGUUCAAAAGUGGAGCAAGUCACUACUGAGGAUUUGGUGGAGCUGUCAGAGAUAGAGAAGCAAAACUUGGGGCAGACUCGGCGCUCAAGGUCAUUCUCUGACGUUGAUAAUAGCCCAGAAUCUUUGCUGCUUUUCAGUGGCAAUAACAAUGUGCAUGGUUUAUAUGACCUAUUACUGAAUUACAGAUCUCUCUUGACCUCACUGUCUGGUGUGGACGUACCUCUCUUGUGUUCUCCUGUGCCAUUUCAAAGUUCUGCUUUGACUUCUCCUGAUAUUAAAUGCACGGAGAUGAGAAGAGUUGAAGAUAUUGCGGCUAAUAAAGGGUCUAUUUGGAAAGAUAACGAGUGUGCACAAGGAUCAUCAGAUGGUCUUUUUUGUAGCAUUGAAAUUAAAGAUGCAAUUAUCCCACCUUGGAUUAUUUGUGGCGUAUGUGCAUUGAUCGGCUCCAAAGGAAGAAGCUUUGAGACGAGCUUUUUGACCGAACCUGUCUCAAUUGGCCUGAAUGUUGCUUUGAAAUCAACUUGUGAAAAGUCCGAAUCAAAUGCUGCUGGCAGUGAAAGCUUCCAAGACUGCAGUAGUACGUUUGGCAUUCCAGAAGCAGCAGUUGCGCCUUUCCUAUGUUCAUGUACACUAAAAAGUGUGAAGUACUGUGAUGGUUCUUAUAUAGCAUCUCUGUCCCCUGUAUAAUAUCAAAACAAGCAACUUAUUGCUGUCACAUUGAUGCCUAAUUUAUUUAAAUGCUUACCAUUUCGAUUGCACUCCCUUGAAAAUGAAAAGCAGGGGAUUUAGUGUUCUUGAAUCCUAAACUGAAAGAGCAUGUUGUCGACAAGUAUUUGUAAUCUUUAUGUCAAAUGUGAUUCCUAUCUUUUGGCGCAUUUUGAAUAAUAUUGUUUCUUUGUACAUCAA
Cicer arietinum (chickpea) is the source of this 2209-nucleotide messenger RNA. RefSeq lists its product as uncharacterized. The record is from RefSeq and is a predicted model, not a curated record. Gene Ontology annotation, biological process: nuclear DNA replication. Lineage: Eukaryota; Viridiplantae; Streptophyta; Magnoliopsida; Fabales; Fabaceae. Gene Ontology annotation, cellular component: nucleus.